Molecule: messenger RNA, 1550 nt
Organism: Nicotiana tabacum (common tobacco)
Lineage: Eukaryota; Viridiplantae; Streptophyta; Magnoliopsida; Solanales; Solanaceae
Source: RefSeq, a predicted model, not a curated record
AAUUAUUAAAUCUCCGCUUCACCAUGACUUCACGGCUUCGGUGAUCGAUUGCUGCGAUUUGAAUAAAAAAGAAAGAAGAAAGCGAAAAUUCUUCGACUCUUUGUAGAGAAGAGAAGAGAAGAGAAGAUAAUAAUGGGAGGUAAAGGAGCAGGAGGAACUGAAGCACAGAAAUACGUAUGGGAAGGAGCAAUUCCACUACAGAUUCACCUUCACGAAUCCGAAGUCACUACUCUCCCUUCUCCUCCCCCUGCUCUGAUUUUAGCUCCUCGAAUAGGUUACCUGCCUCUUUUAGGAACAAAAAUAAAACCUUUCUUCAGUAAUUCACUUCCUCCUGGUGUAGAUACCGUAUGGUUUGAGUACAAAGGCUUGCCUCUCAAAUGGUAUAUACCAACUGGGGUACUCUUUGAUCUUCUUUGUGCAGAACCUGAACGUCCUUGGAAUCUGACGGUACAUUUUAGAGGAUAUCCUGGAAAUAUUUUAACACCUUGUGAAGGCGAAGAUAGUGCAAAGUGGAGUUUUAUCAAUUCAUUAAAAGAGGUUAGGGUUUAUAAUACGGGCUUCUUCGUUCAUUUCUCACGUGGUUAUUGUCAUUUUCACCAGUGCCAUACACAUACAAUCACUCACUGUACUGUGUUCGAUCUAUCAGGUAAUUUAGAAGCUUAUCUCCGAAUCUCGUCUAAGCUUAAACUUGGCCUAGUGGUGGAUGAUUUUUCAAUACAACUUAGCUCUUCCUCUCCUAAAUCACUGGAAAGCACUCAAAAUGCAGAUGGAACAGGACCAGCUAAAAUAGGUAGAAUACCGGUUCGACUGUAUGUUAGGACUAUCAAUGAGGAUUUUGAUGACUUGCAAGAUGCACCUGCGGUUGAAAGUUGGGACAAAAUCUCUUACAUAAACAGACCUGUUGAGAUUCAUGGAGAUGGAGGCAAAUGCUUCACCUUGUGUGAUGCAAUAACGAAGCUUCUGCGCGAGCUUUUUGGGGAAAAACUUCUGCCAAAAGAUGACGUUUCUGGAGAAGAAGUUGAGGUUGGACAGAGAUUAUCUCUUGAAGAAACAAAAAAGAGCAGCAUGGAACAAAGUGGAGAGAUGUUGAAUGAGCGCAUUGUCUCCUGCUCUGUGUCAGAUGGUGCUGUGAUUAAGCUCAUACGCAUUCAGGGAAUUGAACCAAAGAUGGAGAUUCCUUUUGCAUGGGUGGUAAACAAUUUGAUGAACCCUGAAUACUUUCUUCAUAUCUGUGUAUAUGUCAAAAUUCAAGAACCCAUCACCAUAUAGCCAAUUGUUCAUAGGAUUAGCAAUUCUGGAGAUUUGGAAAUUCUUUAGUUCUGAUAGUGCAUAUAUCUCAUUCACUGUAAAUAAGCGCAUAGGAUAUCUUGAAUGUGUUUUUACCUCUAGCUUUGUCAAUGCUAUUGGCAAAUUGGUCGAAACAUCUACAUAUCAAACUCAUGAAGGUAGCAAAGGUCCGAAGCUUAGGCAUAUUGACAACGCAAAAAAAUAGAAGCAGUUCUUAGCUUUGUACAAAAAACCUAUUGCCAUAUCAAAAACAGAUUCUAAGA